This is a messenger RNA of Vidua chalybeata, 2004 nucleotides long. It is a transcript of the gene BRF2, whose product is annotated as BRF2 RNA polymerase III transcription initiation factor subunit. Bases 21 to 1781 code for a protein of 586 amino acids. Gene Ontology annotation, cellular component: transcription preinitiation complex; nucleus. NCBI's taxonomy places the organism in Eukaryota, Metazoa, Chordata, Aves, Passeriformes, Viduidae. The transcript has 4 exons. Gene Ontology annotation, biological process: transcription initiation at RNA polymerase II promoter; transcription preinitiation complex assembly. The record is from RefSeq and is a predicted model, not a curated record. Gene Ontology annotation, molecular function: TBP-class protein binding; RNA polymerase II general transcription initiation factor activity.
CCGGCGCGGCGGCGGCGGCGAUGGCGGCGCGGGGCCGGUGCCCCGAGUGCGGGUCGGGGUCGCUGGUGGAGGACGCGCACUACGCGCAGCAGCAGCUGGUCUGCGCCGCCUGCGGCUGCGUCCUGUCCGAGGGGCUCCUCACCACCACCUACACCGACGAGGAGCAUCUGCGGGAGGUCGCCUAUUCCCAGAGCACCGGCCAGAAGGAGCAGCUGAGCCGCUGCCUGCAGCGAGGGAUCCGGCGGGUCCAGGACCUCUGCAAGGUGCUGCAGCUCCCGGCCGUGUUCGAGGACACGGCCGUGUCCUACUUCCAGAGGGCUCUGCAGCUCCCCGCCUUCCACCUGGUCAGCCUGGAGAAGAAGGAGCUGCUGGGGGGCUGCUGCGUGUUCGUGGCGUGCCGCCAGCACCGCUGGCCCCUGACCAUGGGCACCGUGUGCUCCCUGCUCUACGCCAGGCAGGAGCUCUUCGCCAGCGUCUUCCUGAGCCUGCAGAGGGAGCUGGGGCUCUCGGUGCCCGCCCUGAGCCUGGCAGACCUGGUGACAACGCACCUGAACAGCUUCCGGCUGGUGCAGCCCACGGCCAGCGUCCCCGCGCCCUUCCUGGAGGACAAGGAGCAGCUGCUGGCCCGGACCAUGGCCAUAGUGGAGCUGGCCAGCGAGACGUGGCUGGUGACCGGCCGGCACCCCGUGCCCGUGGUCACGGCCGCGGCGUUCCUGGCCUGGCAGUCGCUGCGGCCCGGCCCGCGCCUCUGCUGCCCCUUGGCGCGGUUCUGCCGCCUGGCGGGGGUGGACCUGCCCCCCCCGGCCCACCUCAGGCUCAGGGAGCUGCUGGAGAUCCUGCUGGGAAUGGCCUCCCAGCUCUCCUGGCUGCGCGGCUUCCGCUUGGACAAGAGAACCGUGGUGAAGCACAUCGGGGACCUGCUGCAGCACCGGCUGCUCCUGCUCAAACGCGCCUUCAGCCAGCAGGACGGGCAGGGCCAGCAGGACACGGCCCCGGGCCAGGGCUCUGGGAGCCAGGGCUCCCUGGACAAGGGCUCUGGGAGCCAGGGCUCCCUGGACAAGGACUCUGGGAGCCAGGGCUCCCUGGAUAAGGAGUCUGUGAGCCAGGGCUCCCUGGAUAAGGACUCUGGGAGCCAGAGCUGCCCAGGCCAGGGCUCUGGGAGCCAGGGCUCCCUGGAUAAGGAGUCUGGGAGCCAGGGCUGCCCAGGCCAGGGCUCUGGGAGCCAGGGCUCCCUGGAUAAGGACUCUGUGAGCCCAGGCUCCCCAGAUAAGGACUCUGUGAGUAAAGACUCCCCAGGCCAGGGGUGCCCAGGCCAGGACUCUGUGAGCCCAGGCUCCCCAGAUAAGGACUCCCUGGAUAAGGACUCCCUAGGCCAGGACUCCCCGAGCCAGGGCUGCCCAGGCCAGGACUCUGUGAGCCAGGGCUCCCCAGAUAAGGACUCCCUGGAUAAGGGCUGCCCAAGCCAGGAUUCUAUGAGCCAGGGCUCCCUGGAUAAGGACUCCCCAGGCCAGGGGUGCCCAGGGCAGGGCCCCCCCAGCUCUCCUGCGGUGGCACAGCGGCAGGGCUGUCCCUGGGCAGGGAAGCAGCAGCGUGGGGGCAGCCUGAGGCCGCUGCUCCCUCCCUGCCUCAUCCACCCCAGGAAGAGGCCGCGGCCGGCAGCUCCGAGCGCUCCGGCCGUGGCCCUCACGGGCGACGAGCCCAUCUCGGACAGCGAGAUCGAGCAGUACCUGCGGAGCCCCGAGGAGAUCCGGGCCUUCAGGAAGGCCAAGGCCUGGCCCUGAGGGUGGCCGUGGCCCAGAGGGACGGUUUUGGGACCAGAAGCGUGGAGCCCACCAUGGACAGAGUGGUGCUGCAGGGACAGUCGCCCAGGGAAUGAGGCUGUGGGGAAGGGGCAGGCUGGGUCCUCCUUAAUGUGCUGGACCAAAAUGGGCUUUUUAUGGAGUGACUGCUUCGGGUCGUGUUACGUUUCUGUUAAAAGCAAAUAAAAGUGCAGGUGGCAAGUUU